AACUACGCCAAAGUGCUGAAGAAGCUGCUGAGCAGCCUCGAUGAGGAGACGAUCCAACGGACCCGUCAAGCCGUGUUCAGCCGCUUCUUUGAGCUCACACCGACGGCCGAGAGCUUCAUGAAGCAGUCCUCCACGCGAAUGUAUUACAUCGCAGAUAAGAUUAUGGAGAUGACGAUGGACAUCUACGAGAGCACCCGCCACGUUGUAGACGACAUCUCGGGUCUAGGCUUGCGGCACGUGGGAUACGGCGUUCCCACCGAAUAUUUUCCGCCCAUGGUUCAAGCCUACUGCGAGGCGAUCGAGAAGUUGUGCCCGGACAAAUUCGGACCUGAAGCCUUCCAGUGGUCGCUGUCGUUGAUCACGAAGAUUCUCACCCGGGUGAUCCUCGAAGGCUCCACAGUUGUGAUGAAGGCGAUCAACACCAACCAGGAGUCAGCUGUCCGGCAAGCCGUUGCAGUGGCCCCACGCGGCAGGCGAGCCCUUGAGGUUUUGAACGUCUGCGUGGGUACACAGACGAUUUCGCCUCUGUAUUGGGCCAUCGACAGUGGCGCAUUGAACUGCGCCAGAGCGAUUAUCGAGGACUUGUUGACCAUCCGUGCCGACCGCGAUGUGUACUACUAUGGCUGUGAUGCAUUGUUCACCCGCCAUCCGGAGAUUGUGCACCGCAUGUGCACCAGCGCGCCAAGUCUCCUGCUGCCGCUUUUCGAUGGUCUGGUCUGGCGCUCGCGACUCGCCAAAGACGGCACUCGUCGCGUCAACCUCUACAUCAAGCACCUGGUGCAGGACGCCAAGGGCUCCUUCAGCCCGACUCUCCAGUGGCUGGUCCAGUACAAGGACCCGAAGAUCAUGAGCCACAUCGUUGUGGCUCUGACGACGGACCUGAUUUGGAGUCGGUUCGCCGCGUUCCAGUUCCUUUUUGGACGAUGCUACUUUCUCAUGACGCUUUGCCUGUUCUUCGUGAGCCAGUCCUUGAUGAAAGGAAAGGACGAUGCUGUAGAGACACUUGAGGUGAACGUGGCUCGUUUUGCACUGCGGCUUUGGCUGUACAUUCCGAGCUUGUCCGGCCUGUUCUACAGCCUGGUCAAGGAUAUCGUCACUGACUUUGCCUGGGGCCGCAUGAACAGGACGGGGUGCGUUCCGAUCCCAAAGACUCUGACCAGUGCCAAGCAGGUGGGUCGUGUCAUGCUGACCUUCGUCUUGAUCGGCAUGUUUGUUUUCGAACCAAUCCUUUGGUGCUCCUCCACGUGGAUGAACAGCAACACGGUUAUGAUCUUUUCCACCCAGUGCGGCGCAGACGAGGUGUCCCAGAUCUACUCGGCCUUCUCUGCCACUGGCAUGGUGCUGUUCUGGCUGCUCCUCACUGACUUCACCGUCUUCUCCAUGCGGCUGUCAGCGUUUUCACUGGUGUGUGCUUGGGUCGUCGGAGAGGUGCUUCUCUUCUUCCUGGCGCUGCUGUUCCUGGUACUGACCUUCGCGACAGCUUUGAGUGCCAUCCGAAGCGAUUUGAAGGAGUACAACGAUGUGGUGACAUGGAUCGGUGUUCUCUUUCAGGUAUCGCUGGGCAUAUUUCCGGAAUCGGAGUUUGCUGUCAUCAAGGACGAGCUGCCAAAAUUCGUGAGCUUGUCAGCCUUCCUGGCGCUGGUCUCCAUCUUCCUGCUGAGCCUCUUGGUGGCCCAGCUGACCGAAUCCUACCGCACCAUGUUUGCG
This is a messenger RNA of Symbiodinium sp. CCMP2456, 1707 nucleotides long. The record is from the annotation of a GenBank genome assembly. Lineage: Eukaryota; Dinophyceae; Suessiales; Symbiodiniaceae.